CGAGACCCAUGUCUGGGUGACCGCAACCCUUGCCGUCCUUGGUGCCUUGCUUGAAGGAUACCAGUCGAGCACCUGCCAUCGCGAUGCAAACACGAGCACAUCUCGCGCUGCCACGUCAUCAGCGGGUCAUCUAUUUAUAGAGUUACGUAGCACAUGCAGCGACGCGCGUGGACGCGGCUGCUCGCGGCUCUCUUCAACACGGCGGCGAUGACGGUCUUUUAUGGCCUUGCGGUCACCAAGUACAUUCGGACCGGCGACUCGAUCAACGAUGUGCUCGGCUACAACACGGCGACGCUCUUGAUCCAUACGCGUGUGCUCCCGUUCAUCGAUAUGGACGUCGUCUCGGGAGGGUACGGGAUGCCCAUUUCACGCCAGAGCUUGAACCUCUCGACCACGGGCGUCUCGGUGCGGAUGCGUCUCGGUGCGUCAACCUCGACGCUCAAUGCGAUGACGACGCCAGGGUCGGCCACGUACUUUGCGAACAUGGCGCUUGCGACACUCGGGCUCAAUAGCUCGUCUCUGCUAACUACGCCAUGCGGGAGCUCGGCGCUGCUGCGGUCCACAACAAACAUGCUCGCUAAACCGUCGCCAAGUGCGACGUGGUCGGGCAUCAACAACCUCCCGACGACAAUCAAAGCAACCACCAACGUCGCCCAAAUGACGCAAUCGAUUCUGAGCGACGGUCGCUGCCAGGCUGAUUUGAAGCUGUACCAUCUCGAGGCGUUUGAGCUAUGGCAACGCCACAUGCACACGUUCAAUGCCUUUGAAACCACGCUUCGCACUACCUUUGUGCUCCACAACAACGAUACGUCCUCCCCAGCAAGCAGCGACAACAAGGUAGUACAUUGGACGUUCCACCCGAACGAAGGCGACUUCAACUGGUUCUUCUACCGUGCGUACGACGCCUCGUACAACGCCGCGGCGCUGGCGUGCCAGCUCGUUAGCAUGGCGCUCCUCGUCACCGGUUUCGUGCGGCGCGUAGCCUACACGACGCCGAAUGGCGCGCGCAAGAUGCUUGUGCGCUACUCGACGAACCUCCUCGCACCCCAAGCUGCCUACUACAACAGCGCCAUUGUCAACUUCCUCGAGAUCUACAUGAUUGUGAGCAACCGGUUUGCGUUCUUCCGCACCGUGAACGCGCUCGACUUUUUCAUGACUGCGGGCUGGGGCUUUGAUGCGUACUUGCUCUACGGCAACUACAUCAACCUCAUGGGCAGCGUCUUCUGGGUCGUGCUCGGUAUGCACAAGGCGCUGAGUUUGCUCUUUUACAGCAUUGCGCUGGUCUCGCAGCGGACACAGCUCGCCAAGCACAAGGUGUCACCUGGAGCGAUGCGGCGCGACAGCGUCUGGUACGACGAGAACGGCCGCGUCCAGACGAUGCCUGUCAAACCGCCGACGUUGCGGCAGCGCAGCUCGAGCACUCUGAGCUCGCUGCAGGAGCACAUUUACGCAACCGGCUUCCAGCGCACGCACGUACCCCGCGGACUCGUCCUCCUCAAGGAGAUAAUGCGACCGCGGCCCGACUGGAUCAUCUGCUGCAUGGCGGCGUGGCCGAGCUUGUACUAUGCUGGCUUCUUCAACCAAGCCACUGCGUGGGCACCGCUAGCUCCGAUCAACUAUAGCGCGCUGGGCAGCCGCCUCGGCGCCGACAUGAUGCUAUGGAACUUGGUGGUUUGCGCUAUCGUAACGCUGCCGUUCAACGCGAUCUUUGUGCUCUGGCGCUGCGAUGCCCUACUGUCGAACGGUUGGGUCCAGCUGCGCAAGCCCGGUCGCGCGUACUACAAUGAGUUUGCGCUCUUGCGGCCGAACGAGAAGCUCGAAGCCGCGUUCGAAGGCCAAGUCGAUUCGGUCGUUCUUAUGGUGCUGCUCUUCCGCCGGCAUGCAAGAGAGCGCGGCGUGUCCGUUGCCUGUUGCGUCUCGAUCCACGAGCUGCUGCACGACGCGGUUCUGAGCGAAUUCGAGGCGUUUUACGCGCUCUUUGACCCAAUUGACGCCAACUACGCGGCGCAGUGCCUUGUGCAGCACCCGGCGGGACCCAACCCGUUUGAGCGAUUUCCCAUGGUGCGCGUAGGGUCGUACCGUCACCGCGGUACGCUCCUCUCGUGGCCGCGCUCGCACCAACCGGGCAUCGAACCGUGGGACUUUGAGCAAAUGUUUCUCAAGCGCAUCUACGUCGUUGGCGCCGACGACGUCCUUAUCGAGACACCCGCGCAAGGCCCUAUACUCCCCUUCGGGCGGUCGUUCCGAUUCGCGCCUGGCAUCGACGAAAACGAGCCAUGACACCCAUAGUACGCUCAACUGUCUCCCGGAGUGUAGCCGAGUACUAGGACAUAGUCGCUAUAAUCAAGGGAAAGGUAUGGUUCUCCUGUUUGUCAUU
Messenger RNA from Saprolegnia diclina VS20, 2377 nucleotides. RefSeq lists its product as hypothetical. Lineage: Eukaryota; Oomycota; Saprolegniomycetes; Saprolegniales; Saprolegniaceae. The transcript has a single exon. The coding region runs from base 154 to 2280 and encodes 708 amino acids. The record is from RefSeq and is a predicted model, not a curated record.